Platichthys flesus (European flounder) is the source of this 4827-nucleotide messenger RNA. RefSeq names its product adenosylhomocysteinase like 2b (gene ahcyl2b). The transcript is spliced from 17 exons. The record is from RefSeq and is a predicted model, not a curated record. Gene Ontology annotation, cellular component: cytosol. Gene Ontology annotation, biological process: L-methionine cycle. Bases 86 to 1891 code for a protein of 601 amino acids. Lineage: Eukaryota; Metazoa; Chordata; Actinopteri; Pleuronectiformes; Pleuronectidae.
AUGCACCUCGCCCGCAGUCGCUCUGCUACGUUCACAUCCGCUUGACUCGCCACUGUUGGAAAAAGGACUUUGUGGAAGUGCAGCGAUGUCAGUCCAGGUUGUGGCAGUGAAAAUGGCAGAGGUCGAACUCAAAGACGUCCCCAGCGGCAAGGGGCUGCCGGCCGAGUCUCCUGUGACACCCACGUCGGAGGGCAAGAGCCUCGGCCGGGGCGACCUCCACGAGGCCGGCUCCUCCGCCGCCGCGUCCCCGACAGCAGAGCCCUCCGUGAAAGCCGGGGACAGCAGCCCGGGCUUGCUCACUCCGAACCCCGCGAAGAUGCCGCAGGCAUCGGCUAUGAAGCGCACGGACCCGCAGCAGAACGGCGGGGAGGCUUUUGUCAACCGUGACGGGACCGUCGCCGAGGCUCCGCGGAUGAAGAAGAUCCAGUUUGCCGACCAGAAACAGGAGUUCAACAAGCGCCCGUCCAAGAUCGGCCGGCGCUCUCUGUCCCGCUCCAUCUCCCAGUCCUCCACAGACAGCUACAGCUCAGCGGCAUCAUACACAGACAGCUCAGACGAUGAGACGUCUCCUCGGGACAAACAGCAGAAGAACUCCAAGGGCAAUGGAGACUUCUGCAUCAAAAACAUCAAACAGGCCGACUUCGGACGCAGAGAGAUCGAGAUCGCUGAGCAAGAGAUGCCAGCACUGAUGGCUCUGAGGAAGCGAGCCCAGGGGGAGAAACCUCUCGCCGGUGCCAAGGUGGUUGGCUGCACCCAUAUCACUGCCCAGACUGCUGUGCUGAUGGAGACUCUGUCAGCUCUGGGCGCUCAGUGCAGAUGGGCAGCCUGCAACAUCUACUCCACCCAGAACGAAGUAGCAGCUGCCCUGGCAGAGGGAGGUUUCAGUGUAUUUGCGUGGAAGGGUGAGUCGGAGGAUGACUUCUGGUGGUGCAUCGAUCGCUGUGUCAACGUGGAAGGCUGGCAACCCAACAUGAUCCUGGAUGAUGGCGGAGACCUGACUCAUUGGAUUUAUAAAAAAUACCCAAAUAUGUUCAAGAAGAUCAAGGGCAUCGUAGAGGAGAGCGUCACCGGUGUGCACAGGUUGUAUCAGCUGUCCAAGGCAGGGAAGCUGUGCGUCCCAGCCAUGAACGUCAAUGACUCUGUGACCAAGCAGAAGUUUGACAACCUCUACUGCUGCAGAGAGUCCAUCUUAGACGGCUUGAAGAGAACCACUGAUGUCAUGUUCGGGGGAAAACAGGUGGUGGUCUGUGGAUACGGAGAGGUUGGCAAAGGCUGCUGUGCUGCCCUCAAAGCGAUGGGCUCCAUCGUCUAUGUCACAGAGAUCGACCCCAUCUGUGCCUUGCAGGCCUGCAUGGACGGAUUCAGGCUGGUGAAGCUGAAUGAAGUAAUCAGACAAGUGGACAUCGUGAUCACCUGCACAGGCAAUAAGAACGUGGUGGUGAGAGAGUACCUGGACCGCAUGAAGAAUGGCUGCAUUGUCUGCAACAUGGGACACUCCAACACUGAGAUCGAUGUGACAAGCCUGCGGACUCCGGAGCUGACCUGGGAGAGGGUGCGCUCUCAGGUGGACCAUGUCAUCUGGCCCGAUGGCAAGAGGAUAGUGCUGCUGGCUGAGGGUCGACUGCUGAACCUCAGCUGUUCCACUGUGCCUACUUUUGUGCUUUCCAUCACUGCCACGACACAGGCGCUGGCUCUGAUAGAGUUGUACAAUGCCCCAGAGGGACGCUACAAGCAGGAUGUUUACCUGCUGCCCAAGAAGAUGGAUGAGUAUGUGGCCAGCCUACAUCUGCCUACGUUCGACGCACAUCUCACAGAGCUGUCAGACGAGCAGGCCAAGUAUCUGGGCUUGAACAAGAACGGACCCUUUAAGCCAAACUACUAUAGGUAUUAAACCAGUGUGGGAGUCGGACUGUGGAAAUACGAAUUCUCCAUGAAUCGCACAGACUUGCAGAGGAGGACGGAGAGGAGGACAGAAUAGUCAACACACUUGCUUUAUAUUCAUGGGGAGGAAGGGGGGAGCUCCGACCGAGCCUGAAGAAGAAGGGGCGUUGGCGGAGAGGAGUGAUUUUCACAUGCUUAUGGCGGCCGUUUUAUUUAUUCAUGCUUGACGACAAUAAUAAUAACAUUAACUCUUAACUCUGCGGAGCUGCUCCUGCCAUUCGCCACUAGCUAGCUCCCCCAGCGUCGUUUUCUUCUGGGAGAUGUUUUACUUCCCUUCCGCUCGGCGUCACACCACCACUUUCUCGUUCUCUUUAGACGCUCAUUUGUGUGUCGAGUUUUGCGUAAACCCCUUCAUCCUCCCCUCCCCAUUGCCAGAUCUUUUAUUGUUUAACUAUUAAAGAUGAAAUUAUUGAUGCUAAAAAAUAUAUAUACUAUAUAAAAAAAACUUGAUUAAAAAAAAUCUGUGUGAAUGAAGGUGACCUUUUGAAGAUUUAGUGACGGAAACUUUUUCCUGUCCUUUUUUUGUUGUCUUUCUUUUCUACUUGUAAUUAUGUUUUUGUUUUCUCUUGUGUAAUAUUUGCGAGGGCGGGGUCCAAUCAUAUCAGUCAUUUCUUUCAUCAUUUUAUUGAGAUUCACAGUCGUAUCUGUUUUUAAACACUUUGUAUUAUGCGGUUUGGUUCUUUCCGAGCAGCCUGUAGUAAUUGUUUAAUGCUUAGUAUGACCAGUGAAACCAUCUCAUUAGCUGCUUCUCUCUCGGCCUCCAGCUGCUCACAUGUCACCAAUGUUGAAGUCAGAGAAAGUAUUUCAAGCUUAGUGAGCUCUGAACCUUUUUUCAGUUUGUCUUUUCCUUUACAAAGAGACGAUACUGUAAUCGAAGCAUGACAGGUUGUCAGAUCAUUACAAGGGUUAUACUGUAUAUUUAGAUAUUUAUAUAGAAAACCUACGAUUUUUCUAUCUUUCUCUCUUGCGCCAUCUAAUAUAAGUUUUGGUGAAGAAAUCAACAUGCGUCAUAAAGAUAAAGCAAUUAAAUGUUCUAAUGAUAAGUGUGAUAAAUGUACUUAAAACCUGGAUUUCUAAAACUGUGACAAAACACAAACCAAAUGUGGAGCAAGCUGUUGCCAGUCCGGUACUAACGCAGAUUUCCUCAAUCAGGUCGUCUUUAAUGUGUGGUGCUGUGUAGAUGUACUGCACUGACCAUGCACAACACUACUCUUUGGUACUCGCUGAUACAGUGAAUCGGUUCAUCUUGAAAAAUCUGAAUUCCACAAGGAUUUAUUUUCUUUCCAUCCAAGAAACACAACAAGCUUCUCUGAAAGUUCAUGUGCAUUUUCCUGUAAGGGGAUUUUUCAAGAUCUCAAAUAUAUAGAUCUUCUUCCUCAUACCUGUGAGGCUUAGAUGCUUCUUGUAUAAUGAGCUGCACAGUCGUCAUCCCCCGACAGCUCUUUCCAGGUUGGCCUGAUAAAGGAAAUUAGAAAAACGGUCAUUUCACCUGACAGCCGAGUGAAGCCUGCUGCCACCGGCUCUAAACUGCACCUGAACCGUUCUUUGCUGGCCUGCUGGGAGACACCGCCUGCUCUGCUCCUGCAGAAAGGCUUCAAACUGUUUGAGCACACCAGUUUGUCGGCUGAAAUGUUGUGGUGUGUGGAAGUAAAUUUGAUUUUGCAUUGAACAGGUGAAAAUAGCACAAAAAGCUUUACCAGUAUAUUAAAUACUUUGACUUUAAUGAAGUACAAAUAUUUCAACACAAUUUAUGCAAUCUUUAACUUUUGUGACAUGAGUAAUAUCGUUAUACAGGAAUAGAUAGGAAUCUGCUCAUUUGCUUUCUUGUCGAGAAGCUGGAUACCACAUAUGUUCUUUAUUCUAAAUUUGCAGCACUAGCUAGUUAGCUUAGCUUAGCAAAGGACUGGAAAUGGAGGGCAGCAGCUGGCCAAUCGUAACACAUGUCCGCCUGCGCCUCCAUAGCUAAUAAGUUUACUAAUUUUAAUAAUAUUGUUUGCUCAAAUUGUACUGAAACAGAAUGUCAGAAUGACCGUUUGACUGUGGGAUUACUGAUAUUUUUUACACUUGUCAUUAGUAAAACCUUAAGAAUUUAUUAAAUGUAGUGGUCUGUAUCGAUUCUGGUGUCAGAAGCAGUAUCAGUUUCCCCUCGCCUCCACAUUUUGCUCCACUCUUUAAAUAUCAAACUAUUCCUUUUAAAUUCAAAGCUGUGUAGACAGACCUACUCCUCAGAUAAACCUGCUGCACACCCACAUGACGAUUCCUGAAGCUGUGUCACAAAACCAUGUGACCUCAACACUACUCUGCCGAUGUUUGUGCACGUCACCUUGUGCUGUUGAGACUCCCCCUCUUAUCCAAGCGUGACCUGUCGUCCUUGUAGUUCUUAAGUCUUAUUUCUCCGCUUUGUGUAUUGAGCGUGUUAAAGAGUAAAUGUACCUCUUGAAAGCUGAGGUGUGUAUGUGAGUGUGUACCCAUCCUCUCUUCUAGGCCUUGGUUGCUUCGUUAACAGCUGCCUCAGGAUCCUAGCCUGUGUGUCGGGGAGAAACCAUUUAUUUUAUAAAGUUUUUAUUUGUUUUUGUCAGUUGUGAGCUGACCGUGAACGUGGGCGGGCGGGGGACGACACCAGCAUCAUAUGUGUAUAUAUACCUAUUAUAUACAUAUAUGACAACCUUUAAAAGUAUAGGAAGGAAAAAGAAGAAUCGACUCCUGUAUUUAUUGUUGUAAAUCCUCAUGCAGUGCAAACUGGCAAAAAUCCCAAACAUGUUUUAAGUUGUCUAAUAAAGAAAAAAAAGUACCCUAUGUUUAAAUAUUGCAAGUGAUAAUGUUAGAUGAUGAGCAAUAAUUACAAAAUUCUGUACUCUUAAUGAAUAAAGAUGUAGAAAAUUUUAA